AUGAAGUUUAUAGUCUUAGUAUGCCUUGCUUUGAUAGUCACAGCAAAUGACUAUGAAUUACUUUCUGAAUUAUCCCAAUAUGAAUUUGGAAAAACAAUCAUAGCAACAAUGCAAAUCUCCCUUUCAAGUGAAGACUCAAAUAUCGAUGGAAUCGUACAUCAAUUGAAAUCCAUGUAAACUAAUGCAUAAGGUGACUUAGAAGAAAAUACAUAGAAUUUGAGACAUUAACAAGAACUCUGCAAUCUUCGUUUUGAUGAAAUUUAAGGUGUUAUUGAUUCUGCUUCAGCAAAAAAGGCAUCAGAUGAACAAUCAUUCCCACUUAGACAAGAAGAAUUGAUUGCCAAGAAUUAAUAACUUAAAGAUAAAGUAGGAUAAGAUUAAAAAAUCAAAGACAGAUUAUCUACUUUGGAUAAGACAAGAGAAGAAGAUAAAAAAGCAUUUGAAGCUAAAUAAACAGAAUCUGUUGAAUUUAUUUAAGGAUUGAAGAAAGCCAAAUCAAUUGUUUCAUAACUCAAUAGUUCUUUUAUCUAAGUUGCUGAUGUUAAGGCUAAAUUACAUAAACAUUUGGAAUCCUUACAUAAUAAACAAACACCUUAUAAUGGACUCGUCAAGAUGUUAGUAGCAGCAUCAGGAGAUGAAAAUGUUUCUAAAGUUGUUUAAAUUAUUGAUGAAUUAAUUGAAUCUUUGGAACAUUUAUAAAAGGUUGGACAUCAAGGAGAAAAAGCCAAAGAAGAACUUUAUCUCUUAUAAAAAGCAAGAUAUGAAUUAGAGAGUAAGACUCUUGAAACAAGUUUGGCUGAUUUGAAUGCAGAUGCUGAAAAAUUGAGAUAAAACUUGCUAGAAUUAAAAAAUGACAUUGAAUCUAAAGGAUAAUUAUUAGAUGUUAAAAGCUAAGAAAAAGCUGACUGGUAAAAGACUUGUGAUGAUGAAUUGAAAGGUCACUAAAAUAUGAGAUAAUAAAAAAACACUGAGCUUGGAAUCAUCAACGAAUGCAUUGAAAUUUUCACAAGCAGAUUCAACGAUGGAAUUAAGAGUUACAUUCAAAAACUAGAAAUAUGAUUCAAAUAUAUAAACAAAUCAAAACAUUAUUAUAUUACAAUUUAUAU
This is a messenger RNA of Paramecium tetraurelia, 1106 nucleotides long. RefSeq lists its product as uncharacterized. The record is from RefSeq and is a predicted model, not a curated record. NCBI's taxonomy places the organism in Eukaryota, Ciliophora, Oligohymenophorea, Peniculida, Parameciidae. The transcript has 5 exons.